AGCAGUGUGAAACGCGCGGGAGUUUGUAACAGCAGCAGCAGGAUUUCUUGUGGAUGAGGAUGCUGUUCCGCACUGUGCUGAGUAGCAGGGUUUGCAACACAAAGAGGGAGCCCCACAACUACCCUUUGGAGACUUUGCUGCAAUAUUACCAGUGCAACCGACAUGAUGAGCACACGUCAAGUGGUGACCUUGGGGUGCCGGUUCCUCCUUUUGGCUGCUCGUGGUCCACAGCAGAGCAGUUACAGUGGGUCCUUGCAGUUGUAAAUGAAGAAGGUGUAGUCAGGUUAUACAAUACAGAAUGCCAUAAGAAGAAGGAUCCAAUUUUUCGAGCAUGGUUGGCUCACACCAAUGCAGUAUUUGACCUUGCUUGGGUUCCGGGAGAACCAAAAUUAGUUACAGCUUCAGGAGAUCAAACUGCAAAGCUGUGGGACGUGAGAGUGAGUGAGCUCCUCGGAACGUUUAAAGGCCACCAGUGCAGCCUCAAGUCUGUGGCCUUUGGGAAGCAGGAAACAGCUGUGUUUUGUACCGGUGGAAGAGAUGGCAAUAUAAUGGUCUGGGAUACUCGUUGCAGUAAGAAAGAUGGAUUUUACAGGCAAGUGAAGCAGAUCGCUGGCGCUCAUAACUCACAAGCCAAACAGACACCCCCAAAGCAAAAGAAACGGCGACCUACUGCCCGGGGACUUGCUCCGUCAGUGGAUUCGCAGCAGAGUGUGACGGUGGUGAUUUUUCGAGAUGAGAACACCUUGAUCUCUGCGGGGGCUGUGGAUGGUGUCAUCAAAGUGUGGGAUUUAAGAAAGAACUACACUGUUCUCCACCAAGAUCCUGUGCCAGUUCAGUCCUUCCUUUAUCCAGGCACCAGUGCACGAAAGCUAGGAUACUCCAGUGUUAUUUUGGACUCGACAGGCUCCAAUCUUUUUGCAAACUGCACUGAUGAUAUCAUUUACAUGUUCAAUUUGACUGGCUUGAAAACUGCACCAAUUGCAACCUUCACUGGCCAUCAGAAUAGCACCUUUUAUGUUAAGGCCAGUCUUAGCCCAGAUGAUCAAUUCCUUGUCAGUGGGUCCACUGAUAACAAUGCAUAUAUUUGGAAGGUCUCUGAUCCUCUUCAUCCCCCAACAGUGCUUCAGGGACACUCUCAAGAGGUGACGUCUGUAUCCUGGUGCCCUUCAGAUUUCUCAAAGAUUGCCACUUGUUCUGAUGAUAAUACUACGAGAAUCUGGCGCCUAAAUCGAAAAAUGGAUGUGACCAAGACAGAAUUGGUGGGGUCUGCCUGCCAAAAGAAGCAUUUGGAAAAAGACGUCAUCAUUCAGUCAAUACAUCGUACUCCAGCUAAAGCAUCACUGAUGGAAGGUCCCAAUUUGCCAUCGCCUCAGCAGGCUGCGUGUGCUCCUAAUGUUAGUGGAGACCUGCCUCGCUCUUCAAAUACCCCCAGCUCCGUAAGCCAGAGUUCCUUGGGCAAGAAUAGUACACCACGUCAGCUGGGCAAGUCCAGUUCCUCUUCACCGCCAAGUUCUUCCUCUGGGAAAAUGUCAAUCAGGGAAUGGAUGGUAAAAAGCCCCAGCCCUCCUUCCUCUCUCUUUGUUGCCCACAACACGUCAAGGACAGCGCUGAGCCCAGUUGGACAAAUUCAAUCAAAAGCCGUCUUGACAACAAUAAACAUUCCAACUUCAGAGAAGAGGGUCAAAAGGAGAUUGGACCGCUGUGAUGGGUUAGUAAUAAACAAUAACAAACAUGACGACAGCAGUCUCGCAGCACAACUCAGUCCUAUUUCUAAAAAAUGUAAAGUUGAUUUCUGCUGUGAAGAGGUGCAGGAAAGGGAAAACCUAUCUACAGAAGAAAAGGGGAUGAAAAACACUGGCCACAACUUUGGAGAAAACCUCCCUUUAGCUAGCCCUUUCCCCUGUCCAGACCUAGAAGCUUCCUCAACUUCAUGCAAGUCCCAACAGAGAGCUGAGAUCCUGGACAAAGAAAACGACUCUCCUCCAAAUCUGAACUGGCUUGCUGACCUAGCAGAAAAACAGAAACUCGAAGUGGGUGUCAGAGUGCGGAGAUUAUCAUCGAGUCCGACUGCCUCUCACAAUCUGGCUGUGAGGAAGAAGGAAGAAUUGAAUCCAGCAACUUCACCGACUGCCGCUUCAAACCGCAAGAUCUCUUCGUAUUUUCAGCGGAAGUUGACUGAUUGACCAUAUUGUGCAGCUGGGGAUUAUUGGCAAAAUCUAUUGCAGCGUUCAGAUCUAGCAGCACUCUUGAUGAAACACUUCUUACCUUCAUUUAGUAGUAUUUCCUGACUGCCAUCUGUGAUGGUGUAUGGGAUUAAUUCAUUUACUUGUGAAAUAGGCUUAGGACGUUUUUUUAAAUGUGAUGCCUUUUUUGACUAUUGUUCGACCGUAUAUUUCCUCUUGUUUGCCAGCCAACUAAUUUAACAUCUAAUGAUAAUUUAUGUACCAGCAAUAACAUUUUGUAUUGGAUCUGUAGUUUGUGGAGCGAUGUACAGGGCUGCCAACAACACCUUAUUAUGCAGGCAAAUACAGGACUGAGAACUGCUCCCGCAUCAACACCAGCUCGCUGUGUAGUGUGAAGAGAUCAAAUCAUAGGGAAAAAAUGCAGACUACAAACUGUACCCCUAAAUUUAACUAAUCGAUGGUUUUGAGCAUUGAAGUAAUAAUCACUUAGUUCAUUGUAAGAUUUUUUUUACAUGUUAAAACCCGUGAUCCAUUUGAAUUUUAUCUAACUUUAAACUGUCUUCUAACAGGAUUUUACUCCCCCUAUUUUUUAAAUGCUCAAGAUUACAGCUAUAUUUAUUAAUUGUGUUACUGGUUGUUUUUGAUCGUAUUGCUUACCAUGCUAGAUUUUACCUACUUCAAUAACAUUUGGUGUCAAUUUAUUUUUUGUCUUGGCGUUGACUAAACCUUACUUUGCUUUGAUACCAACCUGCAUGACACACUGCGGGUAAUGUAGCUGUCUCCUAGCUCCAGUGAUCUGGCCUCAAUUCUGAUCGCCAUUGCUGUCUAGAGUUUGCAUAUUCUUCCUGUGAUCUCUUUAGUUUCCUCCGAUGUUCUGGUCAGUGGAUUAUUAAAUGCUGUAAAAUACUCCUGCUAUAGAUAACUAGAAAAACUGGUGUUAAUGGGCAGGUGUGAGAUAAGACAUGAGGAAAUGAGUGGGGAAAUGGGGUUGCUUAGAUAUCUAGCAUAGACCAAUUUACCGUGUCAUAUGGAAGCAUAGGAAUAAUUUGAAGCAAAACUAUCUGUACAUUGUUUGGAGACUGCCUUUUGUUCAUUGUAAUAGUUAUGAAUAGAACUAAAAAGCUCAGUUUUGUUUUCCAAUCUAAAACUAUAAGAUAUAACCAAAUAACAGGCCAACAUAUAAUGUUAUCUAAAGCAAUGUUCAGGUUACACUUAAUAGAAUCUCUCAGCCUUUGUCCAGACUUGUCUAUUUGAUUUCUGAAUGGAACUGUUGCAUUCUCAACUGAUAGCACUUCUGCAAUGGUAAAGCCCCAUUAUUUGUCAGGUGAAUUGUUCUAUGACAUUUUCCUGGUUUGUUUUCUGCAUUUAUUGUGGUACUAUUGCACUUUAAUUGCAGCCGGUUAAAUUGCUAAAGCAAUAAUACAGUUGCAACACAAUUAUCUUUGAAAUAAUAUACUGGUCAGUCUACGCAGAAGUUACAACUUCAAGUUUUGUAUGAGUUUGGAAAUUAAAGUUGCACCACGUACCUUUUGGUCGAUUCAGGCGUACAAAGGUUUGAACAUUAUCCAAGUAAGUAUUACAUCAAGGCCAUUUGGGAGGCAGAUUUGGUUUUGAACAAAACUCCCAACAAAAUCUGAGAAUUGUAAGAUGCAUAUCCUGUUCCGUUAUCUAGUUUUGCCAAAGGGCUUUCUGAGGGAUGGACAUUGGCAGUGUGGGCAAUAGCUCUGCCAUUGUAAAAUGUUUAUUUAACACAAUAAAAUAUCACUUGGUUGCAAGAGGAAUAA
Amblyraja radiata (thorny skate) is the source of this 3967-nucleotide messenger RNA. RefSeq names its product denticleless E3 ubiquitin protein ligase adapter (gene dtl). Gene Ontology annotation, biological process: mitotic G2 DNA damage checkpoint signaling; proteasome-mediated ubiquitin-dependent protein catabolic process. Bases 54 to 2183 code for a protein of 709 amino acids. The record is from RefSeq and is a predicted model, not a curated record. Gene Ontology annotation, molecular function: protein-macromolecule adaptor activity; protein binding. The transcript has 15 exons. Gene Ontology annotation, cellular component: nucleus. NCBI's taxonomy places the organism in Eukaryota, Metazoa, Chordata, Chondrichthyes, Rajiformes, Rajidae.